AUGUCUCUCGCUGGAAAAGUCUUUCUCAUCACCGGCGCCUCCAAAGGCAUAGGCCGUGCAACGGUCGAGCGCGUCGCCGCUGACGGCGGCUCGGUCGUGAUCAACUACCUCUCCGACAGCAAAGCCGCCGAUGAGCUCGUGUCUCAGAUCGGCCCGGACCGAGCCCUGGCCGUUCAAGCCGACGUCUCCAAGCUACCAGACAUUGAACGUCUCGUUGCGGGAGCAGUCGAGAAAUUCGGCAAGAUCGACGUCGUGAUUCCCAACGCCGGGGUAAUGGGCAUGCACACACUCUCAAAAACAACCGAAGCCGACUUCGACCGGCACUUCAACCUGAACGUCAAGGGCCCGCUCUUCCUCGUGCAGCGCGCGGUACCGCACAUGCCGGCCAACGCCGACGCGCGCGUCAUCUUUGUCUCGACGGGGCUCAACACGUCGACCAACGUGCUGGGCGCGCACCUGCUGUACUGCGCGACCAAGGGCGCCGUCGACCAGAUGGUGCGCACCCUGUCCAAGGACCCGGAGCUGGCGGCCAAGGGCAUCACCGUCAACGCCGUCGCGCCCGGUCCGACGGCCACGGAUCUGUUUUAUCAGGGCAAGACCGAGGCGGUGCUGGAUGUCCUGAAAAGACAGAGUCCGUUUAACAGGUUCGCCACGCCCGAGGAGAUUGCUGGCGUGGUGGCGUUUCUGGCGGGUAAGGAGAGCGGGUGGAUGUCGGGCCAGGUUGUGAGGGUCAAUGGUGCGAAUAUGGUCUAG
Canariomyces notabilis is the source of this 753-nucleotide messenger RNA. Its product is annotated as NAD(P)-binding protein. Bases 1 to 753 code for a protein of 250 amino acids. The record is from RefSeq and is a predicted model, not a curated record. Lineage: Eukaryota; Fungi; Ascomycota; Sordariomycetes; Sordariales; Chaetomiaceae. Gene Ontology annotation, molecular function: oxidoreductase activity. The transcript has 2 exons.